Molecule: messenger RNA, 872 nt
Organism: Ficedula albicollis (Collared flycatcher)
Lineage: Eukaryota; Metazoa; Chordata; Aves; Passeriformes; Muscicapidae
Product: trinucleotide repeat-containing gene 6A protein-like
Exons: 6
Coding region: 297-653 (118 amino acids)
Biological process (GO): positive regulation of nuclear-transcribed mRNA poly(A) tail shortening; miRNA-mediated post-transcriptional gene silencing
Cellular component (GO): nucleoplasm; P-body
Source: RefSeq, a predicted model, not a curated record
UUCCCUGAGGGGGGUAAACAAACGACGACAACAACAACAACGAAAAACUUAAUUUUUUUGGCCGUGUGAGAUUUUUUUCGUAUUCAUAUUGGUGAAAUUACGGGUACAUUUACAAAAAAAAAAAAAUUAAAAAGCAUUAAAAAUAAGAAAGGAACACGUCAGAAAGACCCCUACACGGUAGACAAAAUACUCACUUGUUUCCUUACAGCAAGACUGAAUCGAAAGCUGCCAAAGAGCCCCAUAAAGAAAAGACUAAAAGGGAGAAAGAACAAGAAACACAAGAAGAGGAACAUUUGAUGGAAGAAAAGAAAAAGAAAAAGCAGGAAGAAAAGAAAAAGAAGGAAGGUGCUCAGAAAAAGGCUGCUGAACAAAAAACCAAAGGAACCAGCAGAGGCUUUUUCCAUAAGAUUAGAAAAUGUGUUCCAGCCCACAAAUCAGUGCCAGAACCUAUUAAGAGCAGUUUAAGCCAGCCCCAAGCUGCCGGUACCGGUACCAGUACUUCCACCAGCACUCUCAGCAGCAGCAGCAGCAGCAGCAGCAAUGGCAAGCGCGCGGCUGCCAACGGGCAGCAGCCUGCGGCGUCCCGCUACCUGCCCCGAGAGGUGCCUCCCCGCUUCCGCCAGCAGGAACAGAAGCAGCUCCUAAAGAGGUGAGAGCCACUGCCCGCCGGGGCUCUCAGCGCCCCCGGGGCCCUCAGCGCCCCCGGCCCGGCGCCAGCAGCGGGAGCCAGCCCUCCUCCUCCUCCUCCUCCUCCUCCUCCUCCUCCUCAGCAGGGACAGCAGCAUCCCAGCAAGGCCCAGCCAGAUCUCAGCCACAGUGGAUUGGGAGACCAUUAUGAGAAUUCCCACUGGGGACAGCAGCCCGCUUUCAGG